UCUCCUCGUCUCCUCGUCUCUUCGCUUCCACUCCAGCCUCCACCAUGUCCACAAGGGUGACCCAGAAGACCUACAAGGUGUCCACCUCUGGCCCCCGGGCCUUCAGCAGCCGCUCGUACUCGAGUUCUACCGGCUCCCGCAUCAGCUCCUCGCCCUUUUUCCGGGCAGGCAGCGGCUACCGGCCUGCUCUGGGCAUCAACAUGAAUCUGGCCGGGGGCUACCGCGGGGCUGGGAAUAUGGAGACCAUUACAGCUGUCCAAGUGAACCAGAGCCUGUUGAGCCCCCUGAAGCUGGAGGUGGACCCCAACAUCCAGGCCGUGCGCAACCAGGAGAAGGAGCAGAUCAAGACCCUCAACAACAAGUUUGCCUCCUUCAUCGACAAGGUGCGGAGCUUGGAGCAGCAGAACAAGGUCCUGGAGACCAAGUGGCACCUCCUGCAGCAGCAGACGACGACUCGCAGCAACAUGGACAGCAUGUUCGAGAGCUACAUCAACGACCUUCGGCGGCAGCUGGACAUGUUGGCCCAGGAGAAACUGAGGCUGGAGUCGGAGUUUGGCAACAUGCAGGGGCUGGUGGAGGACUUGAAGAAUAAGUAUGAGGACGAGAUCAACAAGCGCACAGAGAUGGAGAACGAAUUUGUCCUCAUCAAGAAGGAUGUGGAUGAAGCUUACAUGAACAAGGUAGAGCUGGAGUCCCGCCUGGAAGGGCUGACUGAUGAGAUCAACUUCUUCAGGAAGCUGUAUGCAGAGGAGAUCCGUGAGCUGCAGGCCCAGAUCUCCGACACGUCCGUGGUCCUCUCCAUGGACAACAACCGCUCCCUGGACCUGGACGGCAUCAUUGCUGACGUCAAGGCCCAGUAUGAGGAGAUUACCAACCGCAGCAGGGCUGAGGCUGAGACCAUGUACCAGAUCAAGUACGAAGAGCUGCAGUCCUUGGCUGGGAAGCAUGGGGAUGACCUGCGUCGCACGAAGACAGAGAUUUCUGAGAUGAACCGGAACAUCAGCCGAAUCCGGGCUGAAAUUGAUGCCCUCAAAGGCCAGAGGGCUUCUCUGGAGGCUGCCAUCACUGAUGCUGAGCAGCAUGGGGAGAUGGCCAUCAAGAAGGCUCAGGCCAACGUCGCCGAAUUGGAGGCUGCUCUGAAAACCGCCAGGCAGGACAUGACCCGGCUGCUGAAGGAGUGCCAGGAGCUCAUGAACGUCAAGCUGGCCCUGGACGUGGAGAUUGCCACCUACAGGAAGCUGCUGGAGGGCGAGGAGAGUGGGCUGAUGAGCCCCGUCUAUGGGAAAGUCGUAAGCCCUGGCUUCAACAACUACGGCUUAAACUUCCAGUCCAACUUCAGCUCUGGCAGGGACUCUGGCUACUCCAGCCGCUCCAGCACCAGCUCCUCCAAGACCGUGGUUGUGAAGAAAAUUGAGACUAGAGAUGGCAAACUGGUGUCUGAAUCAUCUGAUGUCCUGCCCAAGUGAAAGGCCAGGCUACUGGGGUCCUUCCUGGCUUCCGACCUUGUGGGAAAGGAGCUGAGCAAGAGAGUGUUGGGCACAGGAGGUGCCCCAGUCCUCAGCCCACCCUUGGGGGAGGUGUCUACUGCCUAGGGGACCGCCUCUUACCCAUGCCCCCAACUAAAAGCCAAGUCAAGUGUUUUUUCCAAAAUAAAGUCUCAGCUGGGUAUACCAGCCCUACUUC
This is a messenger RNA of Hipposideros armiger (great roundleaf bat), 1683 nucleotides long. It is a transcript of the gene KRT8, whose product is annotated as keratin 8. The record is from RefSeq and is a predicted model, not a curated record. Bases 45 to 1466 code for a protein of 473 amino acids. The transcript is spliced from 6 exons. NCBI's taxonomy places the organism in Eukaryota, Metazoa, Chordata, Mammalia, Chiroptera, Hipposideridae. Gene Ontology annotation, cellular component: keratin filament.